This is a messenger RNA of Uranotaenia lowii, 765 nucleotides long. RefSeq lists its product as uncharacterized. Gene Ontology annotation, biological process: regulation of synaptic transmission, cholinergic; sleep; positive regulation of voltage-gated potassium channel activity. The record is from RefSeq and is a predicted model, not a curated record. The transcript is spliced from 3 exons. Bases 120 to 614 code for a protein of 164 amino acids. Lineage: Eukaryota; Metazoa; Arthropoda; Insecta; Diptera; Culicidae.
CUCAUUUGGGCAGGGCGUUGUUUACAUUCCAGUAGAUUAAGGAUUUUACCUUUUUAACAGUUUAUAACAUUAAAUUUUAAGUUUUAAUCGUACAAAAACCAGUGUGCCUUACCGAAGUCAUGACUUCCGCUAAAAUUCUACUGCCAUGCUUGCUGCUGCUGAUCGCAAUCGAGCGAGGUUCAGCAAUCUGGUGCUAUCGUUGCACCUCGGCAACACCCGGUUGCGGAGAUGAUUUCAACUGGCGAGGAAUCGGAUACCUUGGGGAUCCAUGCCCGGAAGAUGACGACAUUUGCGUUAAGGUGAUCGAACGGAAAGGAACAACCGAAACGAUCACCCGUGAUUGUCUGAGCGCCCUUCAAGGGUUCCGCACAGACAUUCCGGCCGAUAAGUACGAGGGUUGUCGGCCCCGGGCCAGGGAUGAGCAGCUGGCUCAUUACGUUAACAACUCGAUCAAACAGCUGGACGUCCGGAGGGAUUUCUUCGACGAGACGAUGUUCUGUUUCUGUUUCCUGGAUCAUCGUUGCAACGGGGUUGCCGGCAUAUAUCCCAGUGGGAAGAUUGCGCUGGCGUUGAUUGGGUUUAUGGUUGUAUUCAGAAGUUUACUUUGGAAGUGAGAGCUCACUUCCAGGAACUAAUAACGUAUCCGUCCAUUCAUAGGUAAUUUUAAGAAAACGUUGGGUCCGAAUCAGUUUUAACAAGUAAGCUAACAUAGUUUAUGACAGCGUUUACUCAAAUUCCGAUCUGAUAUAAAGUUCAAAAGUAUAA